Molecule: messenger RNA, 159 nt
Organism: Anisakis simplex (herring worm)
Lineage: Eukaryota; Metazoa; Nematoda; Chromadorea; Rhabditida; Anisakidae
Source: the annotation of a GenBank genome assembly
AAAGCCGACAAUGGUGAGUCAGAGGUACAACAAAAUCAGAAUCUGAACCAAAAUGAGAAUCAGAAUCAGAAAGACAGUGCAAAAUUGUCAGAAGAGUUGCAUCCAGCAGCCACACCACAGCCAGCAGCAGCAACAACACCUCCAGCUGGAACCGGAUGA